Messenger RNA from Cyanistes caeruleus (blue tit), 3777 nucleotides. NCBI's taxonomy places the organism in Eukaryota, Metazoa, Chordata, Aves, Passeriformes, Paridae. The record is from RefSeq and is a predicted model, not a curated record.
UCCGGCGGGGCCUGGCGCGGUCAUGGCGGAGCUGACGGACGCGGAGCUCCGCAAGGAGCUGCUGGCGCUCGGCUACCGCCCGGGGCCCAUCACCGCCACCACCCGCAAGUCCCCGCCGGGCCGGGGCGGAGGCGUCAGGGCUGAGGGGAGCCGGUCCCGGGACAGCCUCGGGAGGCUGAGCCCUUCAGAGCAGUGGGGGACGACUGUGGAGAGAGGUGGCGGUGGGCUGGGGACAUCCCUGGCUGGGCACGGGGGGUUGAGUUCCCCCUCGCAGUGGGACACGUCCAUAGAGAGGAGCGGGGGCCUUGGGCUGGACAGGGCCGGGGAGCUGAGCUCUGCGUCCCAUUGGGAGACAUCCAGAGAUGUUGCAGAGCACGGCCGGGGGCUCAGCCAGGGGCUGGGGGCGACCCUUGAUGGGUUUCGGGGCUCCUCGCUGCAGUGGGGCGCCUCAGAGAGGAGUGGGGGACUCAGCAGUGGCCUGAGACCGACCCUGGACAGGUUUCGGGGGUCAAACUCCGCAUCCCAGUGGAGCCCCUCAGCAGAGAGGAGCGGGGGGCUCAGCAGCCGGGCUGGCUCAGGGUUGGAUGGUGUUGGGGGGCUGAGCUCCACGCCCUACUGGGCCUCCUCAGCAGGCUCCAAACCCCUUCCCAGCGAGGAGGAGUCCAGGAGCCACUGGGGGACAUCAGGAGGGGGAAUUGGGGCACAGAGCUCCCGGGCUGCCUGGGACACGGCGGGGGAGAGGAGGGGGCUCUCCUCCAACAUGUGGUGGAGACGGGAGAGCGAAGUGACCCCCAGCACCCAGUGGGGCUCCUCAGCGGCCCCCGGGAGGUUCAGCAGCCUGUUCAGGAGAGGGAAGGAGGACCUGGCUUCCAGCGUUGGGAAGGAGGCAGAGCGGGAUGCGGGCAGCCGGGCUGGGGGGCUGAUCCGGCGCUUCCCGUGGCGGGCAGUUGGCGAUGGGGGGCAUGGAGUGACCCCACGCACGGCCCUCCUGCGCUCAGCGCCGAGGCAGCAGCCGGAGGGGAAGGGGAAGGGCCUGGAGUAUUACCUGUCCCAGUUCCUCUGCCUCGCCACCUUGGUGCUGCUCCUGAUUUUUCUGGGCAUCCUCGUGGUGAAGAUGGUUGGGUCAGGCUGGCUGGACGGGAGCGAGGAGAGCUUUAAUCUCUUGCCUGUGGAUUGUGACAAAAGCACGGAUGAGUUCUGUCAGGCCAAGCACAAGGAUGUGACCAUGGCCGUGCUGCACGAGCUCUACAAUUACCUGUCCGUGCAGGCAGGUAAUUUUGAAUGUGGAAACCCUGAGAACUUAAAAAGCAAAUGCAUUUGGGUUAGUGAGGUGAAGGAUCACGUGCUGAAUGUAACUGGCAGUUCCUCACAGAAGUUUGAAGCUGCCCUGCACUGGAUACUGAACAGCAACAAGGAUUUGGGAAUUUGGUUGAAAGGCAGGGACCUGUCAGAGCCGGUUUCCAGCGUGGAGGAAGUGUUCUGCCUGGAAUCUGCCCACCCCCAGAUGGGGCUGGGCUGCCGCUUCCGCCGGGCUGUGGUCACGGCCAUCAGGAACCUCUUCCUCUUCUUCUGGAGUCUGAUAACCCUUUGGGGGAUCCUGCUCUACCUCCGGUAUCGCUGGCGGAAGAUGGAGGAGGAGGAACAAGCCAUGUAUGAAAUGGUGAAGAAGAUCAUAGCUGUUGUCCAGGACCACUACAAGGAAUGGGAGCGGAAUUUGGAGCGUUACCCCUACGUUGGCAUCUUCCACGUCCGGGACAGCCUGAUCCCUCCUCAGAGCAGAAAAAAGAUGAAGCGGGUGUGGGAGAGAGCCGUGGAUUUCCUGGCCUCCAACGAGUCCCGGAUCCAGACAGAAUCCCACAGGGUGGCAGGGGAGGACAUGCUGGUGUGGAGAUGGACUCAGCCCUCGUACCUGUCGGACUCGGAGCACUGAGGCAGCAGGAGGAGCAGCCGUGGAUCUGGGUGGGGACAUGGACCCUGUGCAGGGCUCAGGCCCCUCGCUGCUGGGGGAGGAGCAGGGCCUGGCCCCAGGGUUGGGGGUUACACGGCUCUGUUUGCUCUCACUGCUGAAACUCUCCAAACACACACGUUCAGGGCAAUAUCGGCUUGGAAAGAAGAAGGGCUUGAGCUGGUGGGAAGCUGGAAUUGCACCAAAGUGAGCCUUCCACAGAGACCUGGCUCCCGUGGCAAGCAAAGAAUACACAAAGGAUACAAAGAAUAACUGCACAGCCCUCUCGAGGGCUGGGGGGCUCUGCCAGAGCCUGGGGGUGCAAAAUCUGACCUCAGUUCUGCAAAGGCCAACUGGUGGCAGAGUCCAUCAAGGAAUGUGCUGAAAGAUACCAUUUCCCAUGGAAACAUUUGGGUGGCAGUGCAGGCGUGUCUUUGUUUGCGUUUGUUUUUAUCAGUGCAAAGACAGCAAGGAAGCACUUGCUGCUUCCCAGCAAGGAGAAUGUUUUGUGUUGGCUUCAUCCAUCCAAAAUUGGGGGAGAAGGGGGAAGGUGGGCCUGGAGAGAGGGGGGAGCCUGACGUGCCUUGGUGGUUUGGGCUGGGCUGGGGGUGGUGGAGGAGAGUUUGUGACCCUGUUAUACUUUUAAGUCUGCAGUCUGUGUGCUUUUAUUAUUUUUAGGGGGCUUGGGGGGGGAUUUGGGUGGGAAAUAAAGGAUAUAGGAAGCUUUUAAAGGCGCUUUCCUGUGGCUGCAGCCCAGGACUGCCCAGUGGUUGUUACAGAGCAGCUUUGGGAGGGCUCUGAGGGCUCAGUGUUCAUGUUUGAGCUGGGCAGCUGCAGUGUCUGUGUUCGUGUCGGAGCAGGGAUGUGCCAGCUCGGGGACUGUCGCUGUUCCUGCAGCCCCCUGCGGGUCCCAGGAUUAGCCUGGCUCUGUCCCAGCCCUGCUGCAUCGUAUCUCGUGUCUGUAAUCACUUCAGCUUCUGUUUCUGUCCAGUGAAGGAACGUUUGUUUCCCAGGAAAUGACACCAGUGUGUGGCAGUUCAGGCUCGGCAGAGGAGCUGCUGCUCUGCUCUUCCCAGGGCUCUGCAGCAGCUCCUGAGGCUGCAGGACUCAGAUCCUUUGCUGGCCUCGGGCAGAAGUUGCAGAGCGAAGCCAGCAGUGAUUUGAGCCCUGUAGCCCCUGGAUGUUGCUCUCCUUGAGGACAUCCUGGGGCUGGAUGCUCAGAUUGCUCCUGCCCCAGGCUCUGGGCUGGCUGAGGGCACAGCCCUGGGCAGGUGAUGCCACUCCAGGUGUGCUCCUUGUGCCUGGCAGAGUCUGCAGCUCUCCCCACGUGGGGCGUUCCACUGGCACCCCUCGUGCUGCUGGGGCCACGGAGACUCCGUAUGGCUGGAGCAGAGCUCUCCAGGAGCAAAACCAGGAGAUCUUUCCCAUUAAAUGGGGAAUAUCCUGCAUGAAAGUGGCUCUGGCCCCAAACUUUUGGGUGUGGGUGUUUGGGCAGGAGACUCAACAGCUCUUUGAGGCAAGGACCAGCCCCUUGCACUGUAAUAAAUAGGGAAUAAAGGCAACCUUGAUUCUUCCAAAGUGUAUCAAGAUCAUCACUGCUGCCAGAGAAAUUCUCUCAAAACACCGGUGCCUCUGUUCUUAAACCUUUUUAAACUCUUGGUGGGGUUUGGGUGAGCUUUUUUAACCGUCCAGAAGUGCAGAGUCAGGCAUUGCUGUCAUCCUUUUGUAUUAAACCUGGUUUUGUAGAACAGACUUCAAUGGCUUGGUGCUGUUUCUAUGUUCCAUUUAGCUCUGUAAGAAAUCAAUAUCAAAAAUAAAUUUAUUACAAAUAA